Molecule: messenger RNA, 2460 nt
Organism: Coregonus clupeaformis (lake whitefish)
Lineage: Eukaryota; Metazoa; Chordata; Actinopteri; Salmoniformes; Salmonidae
Product: thyrotropin receptor-like
Exons: 12
Coding region: 1-2460 (819 amino acids)
Biological process (GO): G protein-coupled receptor signaling pathway
Cellular component (GO): membrane
Molecular function (GO): thyroid-stimulating hormone receptor activity
Source: RefSeq, a predicted model, not a curated record
AUGACUCAAAACGACAGACACAGCUUGCAGGUGAUAACAUGUGCGCUGUUUACUAUCCUCACGUUACCGAUCGAAACCUUGGUGGACUCCGACUCCUGCCCCACUGUUUGUGAAUGCUCAGAGUGGAAGACCUACACUAUCUCCUGCUUUGACAUUGAUGUCAUUCCCACAUUUCCUGCAAGCACAGAGACACUAUGGCUUCUGGAGACGCGUCUGAAAUCAGUGCCAGGAGAUGUCUUCUCAAACCUGGUAAACAUCUCAAGGAUAUAUAUAUCAGUGGAUGUGACACUAAAGAGGCUGGAGAGACAUUCCUUCUACAACCUGAAGAAAAUCACCCACAUAGAGAUCCGGAACGCGAGGAGUCUGUCAUACAUAGACCCAGAAGCAUUUAAGAACCUUCCAAACCUGAAAUACCUGGGUAUUUUCAAUACUGGCCUCACCAUCUUCCCUGAACUCACCAACAUUCACUCAAAUGACAUUAACUUCAUACUUGAGAUCGCUGAUCAUCCUUACAUCUCUGAGGUCCCAGCCAACUCAUUCCGCGGUAUUACCAACCAAGUGCUGACAGUGAUGCUGUACAGUAACGGCUUCACAGACAUCCAACAUCAUGCUUUCAACGGGACCAAACUGGAUGCUGUGUACCUCCAUAGAAAUAAGCGUCUGACCAGGAUGGAUGAAAGGAUGUUUUCUGGCACUGUCAGUGGCCCAAUGCUUCUUGACGUAUCCCUAACGGCGGUGUCGUCCCUCCCCACGGCAGGGCUGGAGUCUCUCAGGGAGCUAAUGGCCCUGAGCGCCUGGAACCUAAAGAAGCUGCCGCCAAUCAAAACCUUCAAACACUUGACCACCGCUGACCUCACUUACCCCUCUCACUGCUGCGGCUUCAAGAACCUCAAGAAGAAACGAGGAUACCUGGAGUACAUCAUCUGCAACCUGACAGCGUUCUACGACCAGCACCAGAAGAGGUCCAUGGGUCUUCUCACAGUCCCAUCCCUCCAGGGAGACCCCACUGCAGACACAGCCGACCAGGAGCCCAGCGAGGGGGGCUUCAGAGAUGGUGUGUUGAAAGAUACCCAGGGAGACCCCACUGCAGACACAGCCGACCAGGAGCCCAGCGAGGGGGGCUUCAAAGAUGGUGUGUUGAAAGAUACCCAGGGAGACCCCCGGAGAGACUUCCACAGCAGCCUCCACUACCAUGCUUACUUUGGGGGGCAGCCGGACGAUGACGUGGGCUUCGGGGAGAUGCUGAAGAACCCGCAGGAGGGCACCAGCCAGGACUUUGACAGUCGCUACAACUACGUGGUCUGUGAGGAGGGCGAGGAGGUGACCUGCGCCCCUGCACCUGACGAGUUCAACCCGUGCGAGGACAUCAUGGGCUUCAGCUUCCUGCGUGUGUCUGUGUGGUUUGUGUCUCUGCUAGCUGUAGUAGGUAACAUGGUGGUGCUACUGGUCCUCCUCACCUCCCACUACAAGCUCUCCGUCUCACGCUUCCUCAUGUGUCACCUGGCCUUCGCUGACCUCUGCAUGGGGAUAUAUCUCCUCCUCAUCGCCUCUGUGGACCUUCACACCCGGGCAGAGUACUACAACCAUGCCAUCGACUGGCAGACGGGACCGGGCUGCAGGUUGGCGGGGUUCUUCACGGUGUUCGCCAGCGAGCUGUCAGUGUAUACGCUGACGGUGAUUACGCUAGAGAGGUGGUACGCGAUAACGUUCGCCAUGAGGCUGGACAGGAAGUUGCGUCUGCCCCACGCUACUGCUGUGAUGCUGGCUGGAUGGUUGUUCUGCCUCCUCCUAGCGGUGCUCCCCCUAGUGGGGGUUAGCAGCUACCAGAAGGUCAGUAUCUGCCUGCCCAUGGACACCCAGUCCACCGUGGCCCAGGUCUACAUCGUCUCAGUCCUGAUCCUAAACAUCCUGGCAUUCCUGGUGAUCUGUGCCUGUUACAUCAAGAUCUACGGUGCUGUGCACAACCCUUACUACCGCUCCGGGUCUAAAGACACCAACAUCGCCAAACGCAUGGCCGUCCUCAUCUUCACUGACUUCCUGUGUAUGGCGCCCAUCUCGUUUUACGCCAUGUCGGCCGUUGUGGACCGGCCGCUUAUCACCGUGUCCAACUCUAAGAUCCUACUGGUGCUCUUCUACCCUCUCAACUCCUGUGCCAACCCCUUCCUGUACGCCAUCUUUACCAAGGCUUUCAGGGGGGACGUCUUUAUCCUGCUCAGUAAGAUGGGGCUGUGCCAGCAUCGGGCGCAGCUCUUCAGAGGGCAAGCAGUCAGGUCGAAGGGUAGCAAUGGGGUGUGCCACCAGGGCCGGAGGGGUAAAAAGAGAGACACUGACAGGAAAGGAACAGGAGGACCAGAGGAGGUGCCGAUUCACCUGCAGGAGUGUUCUGGGUCUGGUCACACCUACCUCCAGCUGGCCUCACAACAGCCCAGUCCUGAGGAAAGCCGUAGCCUGGAAACGUGA